CCGCAAACGACCAGGGACUAAGUAAGGAGCGCAAGCUUCUUCCAGCUUAAGCUUCGUAGAAUACGUAUAAAUGGAUCCGGGGCCAUGCACCCCAGACGUGGAAGACCUUGGCCUCUACACCGGGUACCAGAACCACGGAGUCAAUUGAUACAGCGAGCGUGAUCGUCAAGAUGUUUGUAUCAACACUUGCGUAUACCGCUGCGCUUUUGGGUGUCACAGCAUUGGCUCGCCCCGCCCAGCGAAGCGCACCCAACCUCAAGUUCGAGAUUUCCCUUGACGAGGGCAUCAUCAAUGGCACAAGCGUGGACGGACACAUACAGCUGUUGCUUGCGCCUGCUGGCACGGAUCCGCUCGAAGAUACCGACGUCACAUCCUCGCCCAACUUCUUCUUCGGCCAGAAUGUCUACAGCUUCGGCACUGGAGCACCUGUCACGCUUUCUGGAGGAAACGGCGUUGACACCGAAAAGGGUGUUUACGGAUUUCCGAAUGUCAGCAUCAGCGAGGUCGUACCAGGAGAGUACAGUGUCCAGGCCUUUAUGAAUGUGUAUGAGACAGUCACCCGCGCCGACGGCUCGACAGUCAGUGUGCGAUUCCCCUGCGGAGAUGGUGCACCAGGCGUUGGAGGCUAUGGAACUCCCAUCACCUCGCUCGUCAACAUCACAGUCACUGGACAGGAACAAACCGUUAAGCUCGUUUUCAACAACGUCACAGAGUCUGAAGAGUUUACCGGAAGCGAGAUUGGAGGCUGCCAGCAGGGCAACUACGAAGAUACCGAGUAUCUCAAGUACGUCAAGAUUCGCAGCGACGUCCUGAGUGCUUGGUGGGGUCGCGACGUCUUUGUCGGAGCCAACGUCUUGCUUCCAUUCGGCUACGAUGCAAACAAUACCGAGAAACGCUAUCCUGUCGUCUACUCUCAGGGUCAUUGGCCCGGCGAGCAAGGAGCAUUUCGAUACCCUGCAUAUCUCCAAGGAGAGUUCGCGAGUGCAUGGGACAAUGGUACCAUUCCUGCCACCAACGUGUCUGAGGCUCGCGAAACUCCCAAAUUGAUCCUCGUCACCUUCCGCCACGAGAACGCCUUCUACGACGACUCUUACGCAGUCAACAGCGCCAACCUAGGCCCUUGGGGCGACGCCAUCAACGACGAACUCAUCCCUUACCUUGACACCACCUUCAACACCAUCCCCGAGCCCUACGCACGCAUCCAAGAAGGCGGAUCAACCGGCGGCUGGGAAUCCGCCGCCAACAUCAUCUUCCGCCCCGAUCUCUUCGGCGCCGCCUUCUCCUCCUACCCGGACUCCAUGGACUUCCACAAGCACCAAGACAUCGCGCUCUACACCAACAAAAACGCCUACGUCAACGACGACGGCACGCCCAUCGCCUCCAUCCGCGCCUUCGAGAACGGCACCGAAACCGUCCUCGCGACCGUGCAGCAGGAAAACCACUGGGAGCUCACCUUCGGCACGAACACGCGCUCCAUCGGCGGCCAAUGGGACGUCUGGAACGCCGUGUUCGGCGUGCAAGGCGUCAACGGGUACCCCCUCGUCCCCUGGGACAAGGUCUCCGGCGAGAUCUACCCGGGCGCAGUCGAGUACUGGAAGCACAUGGAUCUCGCGGACUACGUGACGUCGAACUGGGACAACGAGCUCAAUCUCGGUGAGGUGCUUAAGCAUCGUAUUUUCGUGUAUGUGGGCACCGAGGACGAUUACUUCCUCAAUGAGGGUGUUGCGCAGUUCCAGGGCCGUGUGGAGGCGAAGGGGGGGAGCGAUUGGGCGAAUUUCACCUACAUUGAGGGUAAGGGCCACGGUGGGAGGUAUAACCUCCUUGACCCUUGGGUGUACUUGGAGUUGCUCGAGACGUGGGUGCAGGACCAUUCGCCGGAGGGUAAGACGCCGCUCACUGCGUCGUUGACGGCACCCACUUCUCGGGGUAAUAAGUUCGAAGACGUGAUGGCGUACGGCGGGUUCCAAGCUGCUCUUGCGCGCCAGGCGCCCCCGGAAAUCAUCGAGGGCAAUAUUGCUACAUCUGGGAGGUGGGAUCCUGGUGUCGUUCUCCAAGCACAGUGGAUCGUGAAUGGGAAGCCAUUUGGCUACACUUUCUCCGUCGACCAGGAGUGCGGCGUUGCAUUCUCAGGCGCGAAGAGCGGCUGCAGCUUGCAGAUCUCCGUCACUGGUACCAAGCGUGGAUACGUGACUGAGACGAGAGUCAGCAAUAUCGUCACGAUAAGCUGAAAUCAAUCACAUUGAAGAUAGUGGUGUAGAAUCAAUAAUCAACUGUACAUAAAUACAUAUAAUAUAAUUA
Molecule: messenger RNA, 2298 nt
Organism: Aaosphaeria arxii CBS 175.79
Lineage: Eukaryota; Fungi; Ascomycota; Dothideomycetes; Pleosporales
Exons: 1
Coding region: 171-2228 (685 amino acids)
Source: RefSeq, a predicted model, not a curated record